Molecule: messenger RNA, 1568 nt
Organism: Zeugodacus cucurbitae (melon fly)
Lineage: Eukaryota; Metazoa; Arthropoda; Insecta; Diptera; Tephritidae
Product: probable insulin-like peptide 4
Exons: 3
Coding region: 539-1018 (159 amino acids)
Cellular component (GO): extracellular region
Molecular function (GO): hormone activity
Source: RefSeq, a predicted model, not a curated record
UCAGAGUUAAUCAUUUGAGUAAAAAAUAUGUUGUCCAAAAGAGUUGUGAAACGCAGUAAUAUUAUUUUGUUCGACUUUUGUAUACGAAAUUUCUGUUAUAUAUAAAACGUGAUUGUACAAUUUACAGUAAACAUCAUCCAUACAAAGCAACAAAUGUACUUGCAAGUACAUAGCGGUUCGAGAGGUAAAUAGGUCUAUAUGCAUUAAUAUAUACCGUAAGCCACAUAUGUCUAUGCAUCGCCUUGUAGCAGGCACUCAUUCGUACAACUAUUCUACCUGAUACAUGAAACGUCAGUAGAACAACUGUUUGUUGCACACACAUGCCCGUAUACGCGGUCCCGUUCUCACUCGCGGCAGUCAACAGUCCUCAGUCAACUCUCUUCAUGUAUCUACGCAUGGACGCUGCAAACCUACAUAUAUUCACACGAACUAAAUAGUGGAAGUCGCUCUCAUAGCUCAGUUUCAAACAAACGGUGGCACUGUAAAGUCCGUACUUAGUCAGUUCGAGCGAGAUGUGGAAAGAUCACAAACGGCUGAUAUGGCACCAGCUUUCUCUAAAUUGAGUGUUCCCUUGCGACAGUUACUAUGGGGACUUCUAAUUUUGUCGUCUUUAAUGUUGUUGGUACAAGUUUGUGAAGCGGAAAAACCUCCGAAGGUGCUUUGUGGCAACGCUCUGGACCUUAUGCUAUUCAGCGUCUGCAAGAAUGGCUUCAAUAAAAAGGACCUGGAUGGCUCAUUACGUCGUCUACGUAGUCGCAGGCACGCCGAUCUGUUCCUGUUACCACUACAGUUCAAGAAACAAUUCGAACGGGAAGCAUCGACAGCACUUGGGAAAGGUAAGCGUCGUCCCAGUCUAAAGCAAAUGCUGAAAGAGGAGGCCCGCUGGCGUCGAAAACAUCGAAUCACUGGGAAGCGCUUGCGGCGGCAAGCGACCCGCAGCACUGGCAUAGCCGACGAAUGCUGCAACUUUGGCUGCGCCUACUCCGACAUUGCCAGAUAUUGCUCGGGUCUAGUCUGAACAGCUAUUCAUACCAGUCAGCUGAGACCCAAAGUAGAAGUUUAUCAUAGUUUUAAAUAUGUUGAAAAUACUUGUGUAAAUAAGAGAACUACAAUUCAGUUUUCACGAAGCAAAGUUAUUUAUACUUAAAUAUAAUAGAUGCAUUCCGUUAUAUUUAACUAUAAUUAUAUUCUCCAAAUAAUUAAAGUGAUAAAUACAUAUUAAAUUAUAUAUUAAACCCAGGAAGAUAUUAUCUGCAAGUAAUAAAUUACGAAAUGUUAGUGGUGCUUAAAGUGAUCUAAAUAAGUAUCGUUAAACUAAGUUUUGUGCUCUAAAAUUAUUCUAAUUAAUCGAUUUACUUUACAUCUAUGUAGUACAGGUGUUAUAAUAUGAAGUAGAGCCCAUUUAUAUUAACGCAUUCUAAGAUAAGCACUAGUUUAAUUUUUCAGAUUAUAUUUAAGGCAAGACACUAGGUUACCUGUUCGAUUUAUUUAUAUUUAUAUAUACUACAAGUUCGGAUCGGUUCCAAUAAAAGCAUAAAUGCUAAACAAUCACUCUAUAACAAUAUCAA